AUGGGGCUCUUUCUUGGUUUAGUUUGUGUCUUCGCUCUUUAUGCUCCUCGGUGUCUUGGUGCUCCUCUGCUGCAGGUUGAGCGAGGAAAUGUCACAUUAGAUCUGGGCGAGAAACUCCAGGAUGAUGUAAUACUAGCAGAAAAAUACAUCGAACGCUUCUACAGUUUUCAGAAAGGUCCACCAGGUCAUAAGAAGAGAAGUCAUCCCUCUUUUUCUUCUAAACUGAAAGACAUGCAGAGCUUUUUUGGACACGAUCAGACAGGCAGUUUGGACACUGAGACACUGGAUGAAAUGAAGAGGCCUAGGUGUGGCGUUCCUGACAUUGAGGAAUAUGUUUACAACCGAGGCAACAGAUGGAAGAAAAACGUGAUAACUUACAACAUUGGGAAAUACACCAAUGAUCUACCUGUGAGUACAGUUGAUUCUUUGAUUGGAGCAGCUCUGGAUGUGUGGGCAAAUGCCAGCCCUUUACGGUUCUUCAGGUCUUCUUCUCAGCAAGCAGACAUUAUGGUGGAGUUUGGUUCCAAAUAUCAUGGAGACAACUACCCUUUUGAUGGACCUAAAGGCACACUAGCUCAUGCCUUUGACCCUGGAGAAGGCGUUGGAGGAGAUGUUCACUUUGAUGACGAUGAACUAUGGACAGCAGAUUCUCGAGGAUUUAGCCUGUAUUUGGUUGCAGCACAUGAGUUUGGACACUCCUUGGGUUUAAAGCAUUCUCAAAACCCACAAUCCCUCAUGUAUCCCACCUACAGAAAGCGUCAACCACAAAACAUGCUUUCGAGUGAAGAUAUUUUGAACAUCAACGCACUGUAUGGUCCGAGCGUUACAUCACCUUAUUACCCAAGGCUGAAUUGGAACAAUCUUUUCAAAUCUUGGUACUCUGGCUAUUAUUAUCCAAGGGCAGUAAAAGACAAAUGCAAUCCUGACCUGUCUUUUGACUCUGUUACUAAUGUAGGAACAUCCAUUUUCUUUUUCAAAGGCCGGUAUUUAUGGAUCAGGGAUAAUAAACAUGGCAUAAAAGAGGGUCCCAUCAACACUUUCAUUCCAAAAAUAAAUUCAUCCAUUGAUGCUGCGUACUGGCUUGGAAAAAACUCUACUACCUUCCUUUUCCGUGGUUCCAGCUAUUGGACUGUGAAGGACUCUCGGAUAAAAGGCUUGCGUCAAAAAAUCAGCAGCUUUCAUUUCCCAGCCUCAGUGAGCCACAUAGAUGCUGCAGUCUACAUUCCCAACACAGGCCACAUCUUAUUCUUUACUCUGGACCAUUACUGGAGAUAUGAUGUGAGACGGCAAGCCAUGGAUAAAUCUAACCCGCACAUCAUCGCAGAGGAUUUCCCAGGCAUUAAGACACCCAUCAGUGCAGCUUUGUAUAAGCAUGGUUUCAUUCAUUUCUUUGUUGGAGCUGAGGUGUACAAAUAUGAUGUAAAGAGAAGGAGUGUUGUUGGGCUUAAAAAAGCUAAUUCUUGGCUUGGAUGUUAAUGAAGAUUUAAAAAGAAUUAUAGGCUGUAAGACUUUAUCUGUAAGAACCUAAGCUGUAUUCUUUGCUUAGAAUUGUACAAUUGUACAAAAUGUGUUAUGUAGUGUGUUAUUGUGCACCUAAUUUUUAGAAAAU
Molecule: messenger RNA, 1609 nt
Organism: Tachysurus vachellii
Lineage: Eukaryota; Metazoa; Chordata; Actinopteri; Siluriformes; Bagridae
Product: matrilysin-like
Exons: 10
Coding region: 1-1476 (491 amino acids)
Biological process (GO): proteolysis; collagen catabolic process; extracellular matrix organization
Cellular component (GO): extracellular matrix
Molecular function (GO): zinc ion binding; metalloendopeptidase activity
Source: RefSeq, a predicted model, not a curated record